Cavia porcellus (domestic guinea pig) is the source of this 1384-nucleotide messenger RNA. RefSeq names its product Purkinje cell protein 4 like 1 (gene Pcp4l1). Lineage: Eukaryota; Metazoa; Chordata; Mammalia; Rodentia; Caviidae. The coding region runs from base 234 to 440 and encodes 68 amino acids. The transcript is spliced from 3 exons. The record is from RefSeq and is a predicted model, not a curated record.
CCCCCAGAGGUGCGAGGGCCAGGACUGGGUCGCAGGGUUCCCAGGCUGGGAGCAGGGCGCUGGGCGCUGGGCGCUGAGCGCCGCAGGUGCUGGCAGCCAAGCGGCAGCUCUGCGCACCAACUUGCUACUUCUGCUCAGCCGAGGUCCUACCUUCGGAGCCCGCGACUCCCGACUGCUGUCCACGCGCCCCCGGGGACCCCGCGCCUCACCUGUGCUCGGGUCCCGCAGCCGCGAUGAGCGAGCUUAACACCAAAACAUCCCCAGCAACCAACCAGGCAUCUGGCCCAGAGGAAAAAGGGAAAGCUGGCAAUGCCAAGAAGGCUGAGGAGGAGGAGGAGAUUGACAUCGAUCUGACGGCACCGGAGACAGAGAAGGCUGCUCUUGCCAUUCAGGGCAAGUUCCGGCGAUUCCAGAAAAGGAAAAAGGACCCUAGCCCCUGAAUGGCCAGUCUUGCCCUUCACGCUGCUACCUUCUUUUCCCUUCUCCACAGCCCUGACUCCCAUGUGUCUUGGCCCUUUGUCCCUCUAGCCUCUCACUGAGGCAAAGCCAACCUAGCUCUAAACUCUUUUCUCUGACACUCUGAAGCCAUCACAGCAGUAGAGGCACAAAGAACAUGGAGAAGAUGAAAACUUCAGUGGCAGCCAUCUCCCUAAGGGUGAACCAGUCUUUCCUUGGGCUAAGUACCUAGGUCUGCCCUGUGGGGUUGGAGCAUAAGAGGCUUUCAGGUUGACAGGUCCCUUCCCCACUCCCUAUCAACAAUGUGGAAAAGGGAGGAGCCUUUAGAAUAGGGUACCUGAGACUGGGGCAGAGGCACUGUCUGCCGGUUACAACAUUCCCACUUCAUGUGACAUUCCAGAUCUUUCCACCCACCACCUCCAACUUCCUAGGAUCAAAGUCACCGUGGGGACUGGAGCCUCCUUUUCCCCAGGCAGACCUGUACCUAGCAGCUUACCACAUUAGUGCAUGCUGAACAGUUUAGCUCCCACCUAAGGAGGCAAAGAAAACUUUCACUCACCAUCCAGUCUAAGACCAUAACAGGCAGAGGCAGAAUAGGCUCUAAGGCCAUUAGCAAGGAAUUAAGGUAUAGAGGGGAUUCAGGGAAGAAAGAAAAGUCAAGAAUGGGGAGAUCUCUAAAACCACAGGCUAUGGCCAUUACAAGUGCAGUACAUGAAAGAUUCUUGGGGCUUUGCUAACCUGCCUACCUCUAACCCUCAACUCUACUCCCCCAAACCCCCAGUCCCGAGGCUGUGCGAGCCAAGUGAUUCCAUUAGUUCCCACCUGCCCCCUGCGAAGUCAGGGCAGAAAUGGAAUAGCUACUCUGUGAUUUUAGCAUGUUUAAUAAUUAUAACAAAUAAAAAUCCCUCCAAUGGGGUCAUUGAACCUC